Messenger RNA from Symbiodinium sp. CCMP2592, 2181 nucleotides. Lineage: Eukaryota; Dinophyceae; Suessiales; Symbiodiniaceae. The record is from the annotation of a GenBank genome assembly.
AUGGCUUUGCGUCUGGGAGCUUUCCUCGCCUUCGGCGUGGCGGCUGGCGUCGCAUCGAUUCGGAAGGUCCACGUUGUGUCUUCCAACCAUCUGGACAUUGGCUUUGACGGCAUUCCCGAAAUCGGAUACGACAACAACGUGAUCAAUCGGUACUUCUCGGUUUACUUCCCUAGAGCCAUCGACACUGCCAGCAAAGUCCCCUACGUUUGGAUGACGCAGUCUUACCUGGUCUCGCUGUAUCUGGACUGCCCAAGCGGCAUGGGCUUGAAGUGCCCUUCGCAGGAGGAGCGGCAGCGCUUCGUCGAGGCAGUGAGGGCGGGGCACAUCGUCUGGCACGCCUUCCCCCACAACGCGCAGCCUGAGUUCAUGGACCCCAAGACCUUCGCGGCGGGGCUGCAGCUCACCCACGGCAUCGACGACGCCCUGCAGGUGCCCCGGAAGACCGUCCUGAGCCAGCGGGAUGUUCCGGGCAUGACCAGGAGCGUUAUCCCCAUCCUGCGAAGCAACGGUGUGAAGGCCAUCAGCGUGGGCAGCAACACCGGCUCCUCGCCACCCGCGGUGCCCCGUCCUGGUGUCUUCCGCUGGAGGGACGAGGCAUCCGGCACCGAGGUUUUCGGCAUGCACCAUGCCGGUGGUUACGGUGGCAUCCAAGUCUCCGACUGCGUCGUAACGCCGGGCUUCGACGAGGCGCUCUGCCCUGACUGGCGAGGGGACAACUCGGGCCCGGCGCAACCGCAGGAGUGGACCUCCGAUCUGGACACCGUCAAAAGGGAGUUCCCUGGCGCCGAGGUCGUGCCCAGCACCUUCGAUGCCUUCAUCCAGGCACUGGAGAAGGCAGCACCAAAACUGGACUUGCCGGUCGUCACGGCAGAGAUUGGAGAUACUUGGAUCAACGGUGUGCAGUCAGAUCCUCUGAAGACGAUGAGAUACCGUGCCCUGCAGCGCGCACGCACAGAAUGCUUCGAAGCCAUGCAGUGCACGGUGCAAGACGCUUCCGUGGCGAACUUUACUCGCUUCCUUCUGAAAAUACCGGAGCAUACCUGGGGUGUGGACAUCAAAACGACCCUCCACGACUUCAAAAACUGGAGCAACGAAGCUUUUGAGGCUGCGAGGAAGGGUGAUAACUACCUGCAGACAGAGCUGAGCUGGCGGCGACAGCGUGACUACCUGCAUUGGGCCCUGGAGGCUUUGAGCCCUGAGCACCCGCUCGUGCUCCGAGCCAAGCGACAGCUGAGCCUCCUGCAGCCCGGGCCCCCAAUCGGAGAUGCGCCGCCGCCGGGCUUCCGGCGCCUAACGCCGGAGGAGCUGCAGCAGCCGCUGGUUGUUGGGCAGCUGAGUAUCGAGGUGGAACCUGCAACGGGCUCACUACUGGCGCUAUCCUUUCAGAGCGGGGCACGUUGGGCGGAUGCCGGCACGGGUCCAAUGUUUGGUUUCCAGUACUCCACGUACAACGAGGAGGAUUACGACAUCAUCUGGAAGCAUUACGCUUGGCAGGCCCCCAACAUCCAGGAGUGGUUCAUGGAGGACUUCGGCAAGCCGAACUGCAGCAAAGACGCCAAGACCUCACGGGCCGACCAUACGCCCCAGCUCUCCGCAGCUUUCGCAAAAGAAGCCGUGGACGGCGGCUUCGAGGCCCUGGUCCUCCGCAGCGUCCUGGACAAGGCCGCGCACGCCGAGGCCGGCGCCCCGGCCUCCCUGGAGCUGCGGCUGCAGGCCCAAAGCGCAAACAACCUGGAGGCGUCUCUGACCUGGCGGUCGAAGACGCCCACGAGAUUGCCGGAGGCUUCCUGGCUUCGCAUAGGCGUGCCGGCAGAGGCCUCAGUGCGGCUGCGAAAGCUUGGUGGCCUGGUGGACCCGCAAGACGUCAUCCUGAACGGUUCACAGGGCCUCCACGCCGUCAAUGACGGCGGGGUGGAGCUCAAACUGCCAAGCGGCGAAAAGCUGCAGUUGGAGACCCUCGACGCCGCGCUGGUGUCGCCGGGUGAGCCCACGCCCUUCCCCAUGGGCUACCGGAAGCCGUCCAGACAGAUCAGCUUCAACCUGCACAACAACAUUUGGGGCACUAACUACGUCAUGUGGAGCCCCACUUCUAUCGAGGACGGCGAGGCUGACUUGCAGUUCCGCUUCCGAAUCAUGCAGACAGCGCAGCCGAAGCCAGGUGCGGACGUGAUGUUCGCCUGA